CUGAGUGACUCUACUGGGGCCUAUAAGUACUGGGGUCCACCAACUGCCUGCUCAUUAUCUACCUGAACAACGUCCAGUCUGGUCGCUGGUCACUGAAGCUCCACACCGAAGCCUCACACACUCGUCACAGACAGCUGUUGCACACACUUUUCCAUCAUUCACAGAAGAAAUUGGAACAGGUUUUCAUUGAAGAAUCACCACUGAAAUUUAUUCACCGUUCCUGAUAUUGUAAUUGAAGACUCCAAGACUCAGAGACUCCUACUUUGUAUCCUGUGUUGCCGAGUGGUCAUGAUGUUGUCUCUGUGGCUGACCGAGGUAUUCCCACUGGUAGCAAGCACCCAUGUCAGAAUGGAAGGGGACAUCCCAACUUCCUACCUGACGGCGCCGUCGCCCCCCCUCAUGCCAACGACUACCCACACCCUGCUGUCAGUACUCCUCUGCUUGGCACUGACCAUGGGCUAUCUGGUGUUUGUAGGAAUGGCCAUUCAGUACGGUCGGGUUCGGCCAACGUCAGGACUCUGUCUGCAGUUGCUGUUGCUGACAAUAUUCUCACCGAUACUGUCGACGGUGUUGCCGAGCAUGCUGCUGAGUGCCACGUUCCUCGUCAUCGUCAUCUACUACAUGUACCAGAAUCUACCGCCAGCAUAUCUUGGUGUCCAAGGAAAGGCAGUUCUCAUUACUGGUUGUGACCAGGGUAUCGGACACGAGCUGGCCAAGAAGCUGGACAGCAUGGGUCUGCAUGUGUUUGCUGGCUGCCUCUUCAAGGAUGGACCCGGCGAGACACUGCUGAAAGAGACUUGCUCCGACCGCCUCAAGACUCUGCAGCUGGAUGUGCGAGACAUGGCGCAGGUUGAGAAGGCGGCCAUCUUUGUUGAUGAGAACCUCGGAGACAAUGGUAGGUAACUGUGGGGCAUCGUCAACAACGCCGGCAUUUGCUACAUCGGCAACGUCGAGAUGAUGACGAUGGAAGACAUGCAGAAGAUCAUGGCAGUCAACUACUUCGGCCCCGUCAAUGUCUGCAAGGCCUUCCUCCCUCUGCUCCGCCGUAGCCGUGGACGUCUUGUUAACAUCGCCAGCAAUGGGCGUUUGGCGCCAAUCCCCUUGAUGGGUGUCUACUGUGCUUCCAAGGCAGCGCUGGCCAGCAUGACCGAAGUGUGGCGCUACGAGCUGCAGGCGUGGGGCAUCAACGUCUCCAUGAUCAUCCCCAGCGGAUACAAAACAGGUAUCCUUGGUUACGACAAAGACAAGACUGCCGAACGCUGGUGGAAAGCCGCCAGUGAUGCAGUCAGGAACGAUUAUGGCAAGGACUGCUUUCAUAUCAAGUUACGAAAUGGAGACAAUGUCCUCAGCAGCGACCUGUCUCCCAUUAUCCAGUCGAUUGUGGAUGCUCUCCUCUCAACCAAGCCCAAAACAUUUUACUACAAAGGCAUCUUGUCUCGAUCACUUCCCUUCCUGUACCUGCAUCUGCCGGUCUGCAUCAGCGACCCCAUCAUGAAAGUCAUUGCAAACUGGUACGAUUUCUCACCAAGAGCCUUGAAGAAGUGAACAGCCCAUUCAGUUGUCAAAGGGGCCAAAUAAACUCUCCAAAGAGAAAGUAACUCUCCAUGUUGAAUGCCACAAGGGGAGAUAACUCUCAAGUCUGACCCAAUGCAGACAAGAAACUGUGCCAAAUAUAGAUCCGUGUUCGAAAUGAAGGAAGUUUUGGCAUUCUUAGGGUUACCGGUGUCGUACAUUGUAUUUAAAUCUAACAAUUGACAUCAGUUGUGAAUUACAAACAAUGGACCCGAUCAAAUAGAAAAGAAUCCUUGACUUUUGUUCCUGAUUUACAACACUGUAGAUAACAGUUAAUAUCUAGAGAUUUAGCAUUAACAAUGGUGGACAAAUCUGUUUUGAAGCUGGUUUUUAAAACAAUUUGAUCUACAAGCCAUGGUUGUGAAUAGAUUAAUAGUAAAAAUAUUGAAAUGUUGUUUGAUAAAUAUAUACAUGCAUACUGCAAACAAUGGCAGCUUUUAUACUCUAACAAGUUUUUCAAGAUAUGUACAUAGACUGUAAAAACGGAUCAACCAAAAAGUUGGGAUGUCCAUCAUAUCUCGGUAGAUUGAUAUGAGAAAUGACCCAUACUGACCAAGUCAGACAGAAAGUAUCAAAAUAUUGAAAUAUAUUUUCUUUAAACUUGUCAGUACGUGUUAAUUUGGCAAGAUCAAUGUAUCUUCUGUCAAGAGUGAGCCUACAUUUGAUUUAAAACCUUAAAACAAUAACUCUUUUUUCCAAAUUUUGUCAGAAUAUUUUCUAAAAAUGGUUCUAUUGAGGAGUUUAACCUGAUUUCAAUCCAGAUGCUACAUUUUUCAUUUUCUCUCCUCCUCUUGGCAUACUGACCAAUAAAAUCUGUAAAAGUAGCAAUUAAUCUGAAUUAAAUUAAAGUAAUCUGAACUAAUACGGUUUUCCAGGGACUGCACAGCAUGAGCACAUCAACAAGCUGUGUGCCAGCUCACUCUUCCCUUUAAGCCAUCUGGAGUUACUUCCCUUAGUUCUCUUUCUGAGCAGACGUGUAUCAAGAAAACUGACAUCUCCCAGAAACUUUAUCACCAUUAUUUUAGAUUGACAUUUUUACACAGGAUAACUUUAUUUCUGCGACUAAAAGUCAGUUUAGAAAACUUUAAUACACGACUAAAUGUGCAUUGAUCACCUUUGAUGCCACAGUUUGUCAUGUGACAUUUAUUGUGCCAAACUGUUCUCUGAAAAAGCGAGAAAUUUUUCGAGGACUCAUGUCACAGACAGAAUUACUGACCUUUCUAUUUGAAAAAUUAAUUCAAUAUAAAGUUUGAUGGCUGAAUUUACUUAUAUAAAAAGGUCCAAUGCUCCAUGUUUGACAAGAAUAAUGUGAUAUCCAUGUAUACAUUUAUGCAUAAUCAUUAUGCAGCUUACAUUUAGUAAAAUCUGAUAAUUUUUCUAAACAAGCAUGUUAACAAAAUGACAUUAUCAAAAUGAAUCAUCAUCUUCAUCAUCAUCAUCAUCGAUUGUACAUAUAUCAUAAACCAGUGCUCACUGAAUGAAAUAAAUGUAAGGCCGAUUUCUUUUGUUGGGUUACGGAUUUUGACUGUCAAAAAAAAGGGGGUUGGUCGGUUUAAAAUCCCAACCAGACCAUAAACACAUUGACAAAAGAUUUUUUAAAAACAUCUUAAUAGUUGAAAUUGAUGAGUAGUUGAUCAAAAUAUGAAAAGAUUCAUAAUUUAUUGUUUGUUUUCGGCUUAGUUAUAUUAUCAAACUGAUCUACCUCAUUAAAAUCCAUUCUUACAAUUUUGAAGUCACUUCGUAAACUGAUGCAAAGAGAAAAUGUCAGGCCAGGACAUGUUGUACAUAAUAAUUAACCACAUUACGGGUAAACAAUGUUCUUUGAACCAAAAUAUGAUUGUUGUCUCUUAUAUGCGUAGUUGGAAUAUCGAGACAUGUUGAUAUACGACAGAAUGUGAUAUGAUUCUGAACAUCCAAAUGGCUGUCAAUAUACUCAAGGAAUGAAAAAAAGGAACAGCUAUGUUGCAAGUAUGCCAACAUUUUGUAUCGAUUAUAACAGAAGUGUAUUGACAGGGUUCCCACAUUUUUGUGAAAAUAAAUUCCAUGAUUUUUCCAUUUUUCAAGUCAAAAUAGCUUUUUCCGGACACAACAUAUGUCCUUGGGUAGUUUGAUACCUAUAAACAUAUAUUACUGUGUCUAAAAUAAAACACUAUCUUAAAUACUUUCUCCCGUCUCCCCUUACAGCUGUACAUGCACACCUCUUUAUGAGAUGACAUAAUAAAAAUGAAACAUCGAGUGUAGCAAUUUUGCGUUUACCCUUUAACUAAUUUUAUUGACAUAUAAGCAAUAUAAAACAUGUUAUUAUUGUUUAGACUUUUAGUACCACAUGUAUUUAAGCAAGUAUUCACAUAUAUGGAAACUAAUCCCGAUACACAUGUUGAUGGCUGCUGAAGCCCUUGUAGUACUGUUAAGAUAUACAGUUUUGUUAGAUAAAAAAACCCAUGAUUUUUCCAUGAUUUCAUCUACUUUUCAAAUUCCAUGAAUUUUCCAAGGAAAAUCGGGUGAAAUUUCCAGGUCUUGUGGGAGCCCUGAUUGAUAACAACGGAUGCAAAUAUUUCAAUCCGACAUAUUUUGUUGACAAGCAAAGGUCUUAUUGAACACACCAUUGAUUUAGUAAAAUCUUGCCACAAGUGUCCUAUGAUUCAACCAUCAGUAUGUUAGAUCUUUCCAUAAGAAAUACGCAAAGAAAAUGUGUGAAUUCCUGAUCAGCUAAUGAGAAACUAAGAAUGAUAGAAAAUAAGAGAAAAAAGAUUAAUAUCUAUUUUUGAUCAUUCCCAUCACAUUUACUGACAUUCGUUGUCUUAAUUUGACCAAAUUUAUGCUUAAAAUCCAUGUUAUUGCUACAAUAACAUAAUACUGAUCAAAUUCAAGAUGGCUGCUAUGAACUGCCAUUGUGUUCAGGUAGCCUCUGAAUAUUCAGUAGAUAUUUCUGUGGAAGGAUCACCUGGGUGAAGGUGGCAGCAGUUGUGUUAUGUUGAAAUGAAUUCAUAUCCAUCAUGAAAGAAAGAAUAAAUGAAUAAAGAAAAUCAUGUCUUA
This is a messenger RNA of Haliotis rubra (blacklip abalone), 4608 nucleotides long. Its product is annotated as estradiol 17-beta-dehydrogenase 2-like. Lineage: Eukaryota; Metazoa; Mollusca; Gastropoda; Lepetellida; Haliotidae. The record is from RefSeq and is a predicted model, not a curated record. Gene Ontology annotation, molecular function: oxidoreductase activity.